Molecule: messenger RNA, 2920 nt
Organism: Solanum lycopersicum (tomato)
Lineage: Eukaryota; Viridiplantae; Streptophyta; Magnoliopsida; Solanales; Solanaceae
Product: protein CLT1, chloroplastic
Source: RefSeq, a predicted model, not a curated record
UAGGUAGGCCGCAGAUGUAUGACGUUUGGAGUUGUCACUGCAUGAAAGAAAGAAUAAUCUGUUUUCAUGUGGGUCAACUUUGAAAGGGUUGUGUCAAAAGUGCUAAGAAUUUACUUUCUCAAAAAAGUGCUAAGAGUUUUUUUGUCUUUUAUAUGUUUUAAAAAUUUUCUUUAUCCUUUUUUUUUUUUUUUUUCUUCUAGUCGCUACAUUUACCUUUUUAAAGUAGGGGACCUUCACUAAUGAUUUAACACAACAACCAAUAAAGUGUCAAUUAUUUUACAUAAAAUAUUCUAGUUAUUACUUACUACUACUGAAGAAGGACCACACAUUAAAAGAUUAAAAAAACACCAAGAUUCUUUUGAUAAAAUCAAUGGCUAAAGGCUGCGUCAACUUCAAAUAAUGACACAAAUCAAAUGAAAUAAGUAGAUAUCUUGUGUAUUUUUAUUUUUUUUUCAAGUCAAUAUUGUCACCUAAAAUAAUUAUAAAUUAAAGCUACUGCCUUCGAUUGAUUCAUAUAUUAUAUUCUAGCUUCCCACAACUACUAUCAUGAUUAUUGCUAACAAGAAUUAUUUGAAGACUCUUAUCGAACGCAUUUUUGAAUUUAAAAUUUUUUAGAAAUUAAAAAAUGCUUACGUAUGCUAUGAUGUGAAUGACUAUAUAAUCUGUUUUCUUCGUUGUAACUUCCAAAUUAAAAUUAAAAAAAAUGGAGAUAAUUUUUUAUUUCCUAUUUUGUCCUUAUGUGUUUCUCUGUCGUAAUCACUACCAUAUUACCAAAAAAAAAAAGUUAUAUAUAAUUGUUUCUUCUCAAAAUUCUUAUUACUAAUAAUAACCGAAAGAAAAAAAAAAUCUGUUUUACGUAUUUCCGUAAUUGAUAAUUGUACAAUCUCACCAUGUCGGUUUGUACUCGCCGGAUAAUCACCGGCGAAUUGUCGUCGCCGAUAGCAAGGUAUCAUAUUCCGGUAACAAAACUUCCAGCUGUCCGGUCACCGGAUUAUCUCUCUUCCACAUCUGUUCGUCAUUUCAUAAGCAAUACUCGCCGGCCGAACUCAAUCGUUAGCAGAUCAAGGAGAACGAAAUUCUACGUAAUUGCGGUAGCGGAAUCGACCGGUGUGUUCCGCCGCGGCGGACGCGAUGGCGGAGAGAAUGGGGAAUGGAGGACGAGGAGGAGGUGUGCGGUGGGAGAUCAAGUUGUGGAGAUUAAUGAGAACCGGAAAAGUAGUAAUCGACUGGCGGAGGUGGCGGUUGCAGCGACGGCUACGGUGGUGCUAGGUGUAGGGAAUCGCGUGCUUUACAAGUUGGCGUUAGUGCCUUUGAAGAACUAUCCUUUCUUCUUGGCUCAACUUGCCACUUUCGGAUAUGUACUCAUAUACUUCUCUAUCUUAUACGUACGGUAUCAUACUGGCAAGGUUACUGAUGAAAUGCUUUCCCUUCCAAAAAUUCCAUAUGUUGCUGUUGGUCUAUUAGAGGCUCUUGCUGCUGCGUCUGGCAUGGCAGCUGGAGCUAUUCUUUCCGGGGCCACAAUUCCAGUACUCUCACAGAGCUUUCUUGUCUGGCAACUUCUCCUGUCUUUUAUUUUCCUUGGAAGAAGAUAUAGUCUCAACCAGUUGUUUGGGUGCUUUCUCGUGUCUGUUGGUGUUAUAGUAACUGUAGCAAGUGGAUCUAGUGCUGGUUCUUUGAUGGAAGGUGGUGUAUUUUGGAGUCUUUUGAUGAUAGUUUCUUUUUUGUUACAAGCUGCGGAUACUGUCUUGAAGGAAGUAAUAUUCCUGGAUGCUGCUAAAAGGCUGAAGGGAGGUACUGUUGAUCUGUUUGUUGUGAACUCUUUUGGAUCCGCUUACCAGGCAGUUUUUAUAUGCCUUCUUCUCCCAUUUUUGUCGAAGUUAUGGGGUGUUCCAUUUACUCAACUGCCAAAUUAUCUUAGAGAUGGUGCUGCAUGCUUUUUGAACAUUGGCACAUUAUCCGGUGGGUGUGCUGGUGCACCUCUUCUACCGCUUCUGUUUAUCAUUGUCAACAUGGGUUAUAAUAUAUCAUUGUUACAUCUGCUUAAGAUCUCCUCUGCUGUGCUAUCUUGUCUCGCAUCUACAGUUUCAGUACCAAUAUCAGUCUUUUUAUUCACAUUACCAUUACCAUAUCUUGGCGUUGCGUCCUCCCUCCCACCUGGUUUCAUUUCAGGAGCCAUCAUCCUCGUCAUAGGAAUGCUUGUCUAUACUUGGAGGCCAUCAAGUCACCUAAAAAGUCAGGAAGUUGAUUGCCACUGUUAACUGCUUGUCUAUACUUGGAGGCCAUCAAAUCGCCUAAAAAAUCAGGAAAUUGAUUGCGACUGUUAACUUCCGUCCCUUGUCACAUUUGAGAAUGAAGAUAGGACACCAUUCUCCAACUUCCACAAGAAGUAAACGAGGGAUCAAGACAUGCAUGGUGAAUUGUUUUUCAGUAGCCUUUCAAACCACUGAAAAUCGUUAUCAAUCAAUGGAGGUUUGACAGGAUUAUUGCUCAAAUCCAUUGCUCUUUUAAAAUGCAUGGAGUCUGUACCAUUCAUGUCCUUAUGAAUUUGUUGCGAUGCCAGAGUAAAGUUGGUUGCUAUAUAUCUAGAAGUACAGAAACAGGGGCUGAAGUAGAAGCUCAGAUACGGGUGCAGCCAAACCCACUAGUUUUUUUGCUCGUGUAUUUGUGUUACAAAAUUCAUUGAAUAUAAACACAUAAAAUUUUGGACCGGUUAUUAGCGCUUGAAGUUGUUGUCCUAAAAUUCAGCUAAAAUUCAGCUUUUUGGUUGUUCUGCUGUUGUAAUUUUGUACUGUUAAUAUUCUAGUAGGAUUUUACUUAAAAACUUGUGUUUUAUAGCGACAUUCUAGAGGUUUUGACAAACUGUAUAUGGUUAUUCUGGCUGAACUAAUCCACAGGUGCUGUUAAAGGCUCUUCAAAGUUA